Molecule: messenger RNA, 1138 nt
Organism: Mangifera indica (mango)
Lineage: Eukaryota; Viridiplantae; Streptophyta; Magnoliopsida; Sapindales; Anacardiaceae
Product: REF/SRPP-like protein At1g67360
Exons: 2
Coding region: 284-958 (224 amino acids)
Source: RefSeq, a predicted model, not a curated record
AUCACAAAUCUCUUUCUCGGGAAACGCAACUGGGUCCCAUUUCCAUAUUCUUCCAGACGCAAAGCAGAUCUAAUCUCAACCGUAAGAUCAAACGAACGAUUCAGAUUAAGAAGCAUAUCGUCAUUCCAGUCUCGUCGGUCUUCAUAUGAUAAAGACGACGCUUAGCCCAUAAACAUUCGCUUUCGAUAUAUCAGUCACAAUUCACAAAAUAUAGCGGAAGGCAAAUUACCUACGUUAUCUGAAAUCAUCGGUGAUCUGAGGCGACUCUUUGUUCGUUGUGGAGAUGGAGACCGAGAGGAAGAAACUAGAACUGAAGCACCUUGGAUUUGUCAGGACGGCUGCGAUUCAAGCACUGAUGUGCGUGUCGAGCUUGUACGACUACGCCAAGAGUAACUCGGGGCCGUUACGAUCGGCCGUUGGGACCGUGGAGAGUGCAGUGACAACCGUCGUCGGACCUGUCUAUGAUAAAUUUAAGGGCGUUCCUGAUCAUCUCCUUGUUUUUCUCGAUAAAAAGGCGGAUGAAGCUUCACACAAGUUCGAUAAACAUGCUCCACCAGUGGCAAAGCAUGUGGUGAGCCAUGUCCAUAUUUUAAUAGAGAUGGCCUCGCAGAAAGCCCAAAAGUUUGUGAGUGAGGCUCAGACUGGAGGCCCACGCGCAGCUUUGCAUUAUACUGCUGGAGAGUGUAAACAUUUCGUUCUCACAAGUUCUGCCAAGGCGUGGCAUAAGCUAAACCGCUAUGCAAUCUUCCACACCGUGGCGGAGAUUACAGUGCCAACGGCUGCCCAUUGGUCAGACAAGUAUAACCAUGUCGUUUUGGACUUGAACAAUAAGGGUUAUCCGGUCGUGGGCUAUCUUCCCGCGGUUCCCAUUGAUGAAAUUGCCAAGGCUUUUAAGCAGACUGAAGCUGAGAAGAAAGUAAAUAGGACUGAACCAGGUUCAAGCUCGGAUUCUGAUUAAGAAGUUUAUUUUACUCGAUUUAGUUUGCUUUACCGUGUUAUCUGGUUUGCGUAAACGCGUUUGGCAAUGUGAUUUAUGACUCUUUUUUGUAACCAUGCCAUGUGGAUAGUAAUGACGCUGUAAAUGACUUAUAGACUUGAUUUUCCCAUGUGAAUUAAUGCUGCAUAAAUUCUGUUUUUA